Messenger RNA from Ceratitis capitata (Mediterranean fruit fly), 1367 nucleotides. RefSeq names its product peritrophin-44. Gene Ontology annotation, molecular function: chitin binding. NCBI's taxonomy places the organism in Eukaryota, Metazoa, Arthropoda, Insecta, Diptera, Tephritidae. Gene Ontology annotation, cellular component: extracellular region. The coding region runs from base 281 to 1306 and encodes 341 amino acids. The record is from RefSeq and is a predicted model, not a curated record. The transcript is spliced from 2 exons.
CAACCGGAAAUGAUACCUACAAGCAGAGAGUCAAAAUUAAUUUGUUUUCAAUAGUUCAAGCAAAUGGCUUAUCGGCAAGAAACACGGUAAAAAUUAAUACUACGCAGACACAUGAUUGGAAUGACAGAAAUGAGACCUAUAAAUAUGUCUACCUUUUUUUGGAAGUACACAGAAGUAGUUGCGAUUGCAGAAUUUGCCAGACAUUUCGCGGCUAACAACUAAAUAUCGUCUUAGUGAUUAACAAGGCAGCAAGGACAAAGGAUCACCAAGAGUUCAAAUAAUGGCGAGUGAAACGGCAAAAAUAUUGCUCGCACUUUUCGGUCUCUUGAUCGUUUGUGCCGAUUCGGUUACGGCGGUUUACAACAUGACUCAAACGUGUGCUUACUACCCUGAAGGUUACAUUGCCAAUCCAUCUGAUUGCCAGGCUUGGGGCUAUUGCAAAGGUGGGUUAUUGAUAGCCGAAGGAAAGUGUGGAACUGGCAUGUUAUACGAUUCAGAAAAAGGUAUAUGCAACUACGCCAGCCAAGUACAGUGCAAGACUAGUCUGGUCGAUAUAUGCAAAAAUUUGCAGGAUGCUGGGCACAUUGCUGAUCCUAAUGACUGCUCAUCAUAUUGCUAUUGCUCAAAUCAAACGUUAGUCGGCUGUGCCUCAUGUCCCACAAAUCAGUUGUACAAUCCGACACUCGGACAAUGCAACUACGAUUAUCAAUGCCCAACUGAUUCUGUUUGUCGUUUGGUGAAAAAUAAUGCUUUUGUUGGCGCACCCACGUGCGGUAAAUACAUUCGUUGUCUGGAUGGUACUGGAGACGAAGCAUCUUGUGCUAACAACUACUACUUUAAUCGCUUAACAGGAUACUGUGAAAAGACUAAUUCAUGUGAUAGCAGCAGCCCUGCUUCGUCAACUCAAACUACACUCGCACCCGAUGCAUCCAUAUGCUCAACGUCUUACACAGUCACUAGCGGAGAGCAGUACAUUUCCGACGGCAAAACGUGUUUCGGUUAUUAUUCGUGCAGUAGUAAAUCGGGUUCAGGUAGCUGGAGAGCAUGUCCAUACACAAUGGAGUUUGAUUCAACAACAAGUACAUGCGUCCAAGCUAAUCAAAACGUCUGUUUACUAAAUCGUUGCGAAAAUAUUAAUCUUCAAUUCGUGACUGCACCAAAUACAGAGUGCAAAUCGUAUUACAUUUGCAAUGGCAGCCAACAAAGUGCAACAGCAACGGCCUGUAAAUCACCAUAUUCAUAUUUCGAUGAAGUAAUUCAAAAAUGUACUGAUGUUGCCCCUAGUUACCCGAUAUGCAAAAGUUAAGAAAUGAAUAAACCAAAUCAUGUUCCUGAAUUUUAAGAGAAAGAAAUAAAUAACGAAUAAU